Messenger RNA from Alligator mississippiensis (American alligator), 1730 nucleotides. RefSeq names its product C-type lectin domain family 7 member A. Gene Ontology annotation, biological process: cellular response to molecule of fungal origin. The coding region runs from base 227 to 1081 and encodes 284 amino acids. Gene Ontology annotation, molecular function: (1->3)-beta-D-glucan binding. The record is from RefSeq and is a predicted model, not a curated record. The transcript is spliced from 9 exons. NCBI's taxonomy places the organism in Eukaryota, Metazoa, Chordata, Crocodylia, Alligatoridae.
CAACGGGAGCAGGCCAGAUGCCCCUUCUCUUCUUCCAGCUCAGAGCUCCACCACCCUCCGCUUGUGAACGGUGAAGAACAAGACAAGGACUGCCUUUUUUGAGAGCCUGGUGUCUGAUCUGCAGAGGUGCUGAGCACUUGAGACUGCCUCUGAGGGCAGUGGGAGCCAGCCUUCAAACUGACUAAGUUCUACAAAGAGGGAAGUGCUCUGCAAAGCACCACUGGACAUGACUGAGUAUGUGAUAAUCCACUCGAACCUGAAAUAUGAUCAGCCUAGAAGGCAAAAACCUGGAGACCAAGUCAGACGGGAGGAAAUGAGAAGUUACUGUGAGAACCUGCUUGAACAGCAGAGCAGCACAACAGCUCAGCUGACAGAUCGCAGAGGGGCUCAGGGCAGCCCAGACCCACGGAGGAACAAUAAAGAUCCUUCAGCUACUCCUCUUAGAUGGAAGCUUGCCACCAUUGUUCUUGGGAUUCUCUGCCUGAUGCUAUUGAUAGCAACAGGAGUUUUGGGUUACAAUGAGGUUCAGCUGGGCAGAGAGCAGGACAGCCUUGUGAAGCAAGUGGAGCAUCUCACCUCUGAGCUGAUGUCCUGCCAAACACCUAUCCUGCCUGUAACUACAAUGGAGAAGCCCAAGGACACAGGGAAGAAGUGUCCAGGGCUGUGGACUGCCCGCCAGGAAAGGUCCUACCUGUUUUCUCCUGAAAAAGGAACUUGGGAGCAGUGUAAUUCCUCCUGCAUUUCUCAAUCUGCCUUGCUGCUCAUGAUAGAGAGUAAAGAAGAGCAGGGCUUCAUAACUGCAAGGUCUUUUGAAUAUGCUGAAGAUCGUGGAAGCAGUGCAUACUACUACCCGUUCUGGAUUGGAUUGUCGUUUGACUCCAAUAAGAGGAUGUGGGUCUGGACAGAUGAUUCAGCUCUCUCCUCUGGCCUGUUUGUGCUCUCAGACCCCAGUCCUCAUAAUUAUGAUGGUGGAGCUUGUGCAUAUUUGCAAGGUGAUAAAGUGAAACCUGGAGGCUGUGGAGAAACUCGUUUCUGCAUUUGUGAGAAGAAGAAGAAAGCACAAGGAAAAAAAAAAACUUGAUUGACCCACCAGACAAACGGCGCGGUAGGGGCUGGUCAAGGAGAUCACUGCACCUGAAAGAGGAGCGUGGAGCUUGGGAAUGGAAAUGGAUCCAACAGCAGAAAUCUCUGGAUACUGUGCUGCUGUUUGCAGGGAGGACAGCAUUAUCCUAAACUUCAUCCUGGGGCAGUGCAACUGCCAAUCUAGGACUGGCUGUGAAGCCACAUAGACAAUGGAAAACCUCACCUCUUCUGUCAUCUUUUCCAGUUCAUGCCUGUGCUAGCUGACAGCAAUCUCUCUCCCCCACAGCCAAGCUGCAUCUGUAAGCAGUGAGGGGACCCUCCUGCCUUCAUUACAUCCUUGUAUCUUCUUUUCUUGAUGCUGAUGGGCUUUCAUGGUAACUUGGCAACCCCUCAGGCAAACAGGAAGUUCCAGGAUCUAACGGUGUGUACAGCUGUGCAGGGCAUCAUAGGCCUAUGGAAAUCAGACACCCUUUAUCUCCCAAUGACUGCUCAUGCCCAGGCACAGUUGCCCCCUGUUGUGUACAAGUCAGCCUCUGGCCCUGCCCAACAGCAGGAGCCCUAAAGUCUGGGGUUUCCACCACUACCCUGGGAAUGAUCCGUGUCCUCUAUCUGCUAUGGAAAUGUCACCUUGGUUCUAAAAAUAAACC